Molecule: messenger RNA, 1424 nt
Organism: Olea europaea var. sylvestris
Lineage: Eukaryota; Viridiplantae; Streptophyta; Magnoliopsida; Lamiales; Oleaceae
Product: cyclin-D5-1-like
Exons: 5
Coding region: 161-1117 (318 amino acids)
Biological process (GO): regulation of cyclin-dependent protein serine/threonine kinase activity; mitotic cell cycle phase transition
Cellular component (GO): nucleus; cyclin-dependent protein kinase holoenzyme complex; cytoplasm
Molecular function (GO): cyclin-dependent protein serine/threonine kinase regulator activity
Source: RefSeq, a predicted model, not a curated record
GCUACUUCAAUGGCUCCUCUUUCUUCCUUACUGGAUAUAAAUCUUUCUAUAGAUUACAGAAAUUUUUCCUAUUAAAUAGAUUAUUCUCUACUAUAAAAGGUCACUCAUUUUCUUUUCUAGGUUGCCCUUUAUUUUUUGAGAAAUUAAGAAAAUUCUUAGAAUGGAAAAAUCACACCAUUUUUCAUUGUCUGAUCUCUUGUGUGGAGAAGACGAUUCAUGCUUGAAUGAACGCGGUAUCAAGGAUUUGGGCUCUGUUUCUGAGUUUGAUGAUGAGUUUAUAAAAUUGUUAAUUCAAAAGGAGAGCAUUUUUCAAUCGGAUGGAAAUGGUUUUUCAAUCGAGAGUGAAGGAGACUGGUUGAAAUGCGCUCGUUUGGAUGCCAUUAGAUGGAUUCUUGAGACAAGGGCCUUUUUUGGAUUUCAAUUUGAUACAGCUUAUCUUUCGAUUAUUUAUUUAGACAUCUUCUUAUCAAGAAGAUCCAUUGAUGAUCCUAAAUUGUGGGCUAUUAGAUUAUUGUCAGUUGCAUGUUUAUCAGUGGCUGCAAAAAUGGAGGAAUGUAUAGUACCAGCAUUAUCCGAAUAUCAUGUAGAUGAAUUUAAUUUUGAAAGGAAUGCGAUUAAGAAAAUGGAGUUGUUGGUUUUAAGUACUUUGAAAUGGAAAAUGAGUUUAAUUACUCCGUUUGCUUAUCUCGAUUAUUUCUCUGCGAAAUUCUCUGGUGAAUUAAGGUGCGACGAACUGUUAAAAAGAGCCGUUGAAUUGAUCAUCGAUGUAAUUAAAGAAGUUAAUGUGGGGGAAUAUCGGCCGUCCAUUAUUGCAGCAACCGCGGUUUUAGCAUCGCAUGAUUAUGCAUUAAUGGAAAAGGAUGUGGAGAUUAAGAUGAAUGUUAUUCCAUCAUGGGAGUCCCUUGAGAAAGAGGAUUUGUUUUCGUGUUACAAUCUAUUGCGAACAUUCAAGUUCGCGAAGUCCAAUACCCCCAACUCUGUGAUUUUACCGAAUUUAUCAUCGAGUCAAUCAAGCUCUGAUCAUGCUUCCGAGAAUUCUUCAAUCACUUCGACUGUUGGCGUGAAGAGAAGACUUUCAUAUCCUGAUGGUGAUCGAUGCUGUCCUCCUCGCCCCUAGUUGGUGUGAGGUAUUGAAUUUUGAAGAUAAGAUUGGAUUUUCAGCUUUAAUGAAAAUUAAAAAUACCAACAUAUGGUAUUAUUUGGAGUUGAUGAUUGGCUCCAUUAUCAGCAUUAAGCAAAUGUCAAAGGUAUGACAGCAAAACAAAUAGAAAAAGGAGGGAUUUGCAUAAAGAAAGGGAAAUAUAUCUUUCUCGAAUCCAAUUGAAGUUUGUUGUUAGUUUUUUCGGUAGUCGGGGUUUCACGAACUCUUCUAGUGAUCCUCCCCUUUCCGAAUUUUUUUUUUUUUUUCCUUUAAUUUCCGACAU